This is a messenger RNA of Alternaria arbusti, 978 nucleotides long. RefSeq lists its product as uncharacterized. The record is from RefSeq and is a predicted model, not a curated record. The transcript is spliced from 5 exons. Bases 1 to 978 code for a protein of 325 amino acids. NCBI's taxonomy places the organism in Eukaryota, Fungi, Ascomycota, Dothideomycetes, Pleosporales, Pleosporaceae.
AUGCAGCCCUCCACUCCUUUUGUCGACGUUGAAAAAUGUGGAUCGGAUAGCUCAAGAGAUGCUAUUAUCGACGUGGACAUCACCAGUCGUGCAGUCACGCUAGUGAACAAGGAGGCAAUUCGUCCAAAAUUGUCGCGUGCACAGAUCGACGCAGAAAUCAAGACGACAAAGACCAUACCGUUACAGGAGUACCCAACGGGCUACCCCCUACAAGCGGCUUUCCAGUCGAGUGAAUCCAGCUGGUCCAUCUAUCGCGGGUUCAGUUACCUACACGCUCGCGUCAUACUCGACUUGCAGGACGAGCUACGUUGUUUGGAAGAGGAUUUAGAAGAGGUAGACCUAGAGAAUGAAGGAGAGGAUCGGCUGCGGUCUCGGAAGGACGAUCUUAGGUUUGCGAAGGAUCAAGGCAUAGUCAGCCCUCGUGCUAGCCUCCUAGAAAAGAUCAGGAGCAAACUCCGGCCAUCCAACCGCGACUACCGCAGCUUUCGCACAUGGUUCUGGAACAAGAAGCCGCUUAGCUACGAGCUAGAAGAGCAGUUCAUCAAGCGUAAGGAAGACCUUGUUUCACUCCGACACGGUCGCGAAUGGUCCGGUUUCGACGGACUCAUCGAAUCCUGCAUCCAGAGGAGGGUAUUCGCAACGAAAGAACUUCGCGACAAGACGAAUGACGAGCAUGUUCACUACUACUCUCAGUCUCGCAUAAAGAAGCUUGUUGGGCUGAUCAUUACACUCAUCAUCUUUAUCCUCCUGGUACUCCCGGUUGUUGCCAUGUACAAGCUGACAUCGGUGGGUGAUCGUAACUCCACCUUCGACGCCGUUGGGAUUCUGGUUGUGUUCACAUUGCUAUUCUCUGCUGCCAUGAGCUUGCUCACAAAAGCGAAGCGACAUGAGCUUUUUGCAGCCAGUGCCGCAUACUGCGCCGUCCUGGUCGUUUUUAUCAGCAAUUUCAGCAAUGAUGGAAGCCGUCAAAGUGGAUGA